This is a messenger RNA of Momordica charantia (bitter melon), 362 nucleotides long. The record is from RefSeq and is a predicted model, not a curated record. NCBI's taxonomy places the organism in Eukaryota, Viridiplantae, Streptophyta, Magnoliopsida, Cucurbitales, Cucurbitaceae.
UUCAGGCGAAGCCCGGCAGCGAUUCCGGUGGUGAUCCCGGCGUUUUCUCCGACUCCAUUCUUGUUCUGAAUUCUGAUGCAAUUCAGCAGCCUCUAUUUUUCGAUCAAUCAGGCCGGUGUAAUAUAUGUGUAUAUUUUUACUUUUCAGCGUAUGGUAAUAGUAAGUAAUAAUAUGCUUUAAUUUGUUCAUAAAAAUUAGUUUAAACUUUGAAAAGAAAAAAAAGAGAAAGUUUGAGGAAGAAAUUUCUCUAGUUCUCCAUGGAAUUGUAACUUGUCGACUAUAAUUGAUCUCUAAUGGGGACUCUCUGCAAUUUAAAUUAAAUGUGUUCCCAUUUCUAUAUAUGAAGCUUUGUUUUCUCCAAA